AUGGGAGAAGAGUGCUGCUUUGCUCAAAACCACAGCUGGUUACUUGCACAGUUAUCAAGUCCCUGCCAGGAUUUACUGGUUCCCUUCCCUUCAAACUUGAAACUGGAGAAAGAAGAUGUGCAGCUCUUCUAUUACUUUGUUGAAUCUGAAAGAAACCCAAGGGAUGAUCCUCUUUUGCUCUGGCUCACUGGUGGUCCUACUUGCUCUGGUCUAUCUGGGCUUGCUUUUGAGAUAGUCCGCAAGAAGCUUUUGACUAAUUUGUGUUUUUGUGUGGGGCCUAUGAAGUUUAACAUGGUGGAGUAUAAUGGUAGCUUACCAACAUUUGUUUCCAGCAUAAUAUUUGUGGAUGCACCUAUUGGCACCGGGUUUUCAUAUUCAAAAAGCUCGAAAGGGUCCAGUGAUAUUUUGUUUAUUAAUCAUACUUAUGGUUUCCUCAAGAAGUGGUUACUCUCUCACCCUGAAUUCAUUUCAAACCCAAUCUACAUUGCUGGUGACUCAUUCUCUGGCAUGAUUGUUCCAGUUGUCGCUGAAGAAAUAGCAAAGGGUAUUGAAGCCGGAAGCAUACCAGAAAUCAAUUUCAAAGGUUGUCUACUUGGGAACCCAUUGACAGAUAUUAAUAUUGAUGCAAAUUCAAGGGUUCCAUUUGCCCACCACCUCGCACUUAUACCAGAUGAACCCUACAAGUCAGCAAAAAAGAGUUGCAAAGGACUGUACACAGGAAUCAACCAAAGCAAUAAACAAUGUGCAAUGGAUAUCCAGGCUUUCUCAGUGUGCACUGAAAAAUUAAAUUUUGAGCACAUCUUGGAGCCUCAGUGUAGACCAAGCUCCGACACAAAUAGUAAGGACCACCAGAAGAAUCUCCUGGAAAGCUCGGAAGAUUCGCAAUUUAAACUUAACUUGAUUCACCUGAGCCUUCUUCCAAAACUUCAAGAGCCAGGACUUGGUUUUCCAAAAUUUGGGUGCAGGGAUUACGAGAAUUUGCUGAUCCAUGUUUGGGCGAACGAUGAUAAUGUUCAAAAGGCGCUUCAUGUUCACAAUAGGAUUUUCUGGAUGAGAUGCAACAGCAGCAGCUUGCCAUACAGAAGAUAUUUCCAAAGUGUGGUUAGCUAUCAUCUAUCUCUCAACACCAGAGGUUAUCGAGCUCUAAUAUACAGCAGUGACCAUGACAUGGUGGUACCCUACCUGGGAACCCUCGCAUGGAUUAGGUCUCUGAACUUUACCGUUGUUCAUCUCUGGAGACCGUGGCUAGUUGACGGUGGAAUUGCAGGAUACUCAAGGAAACAUUCAAACAACUUUACAUUUGCAACUGUUAAGAUAAGAGUGCUUGGAGGAGGUCACACAGCUCCAGAAUAUAAGCCUAAGGAGUGCUUUGCCAUGUUCAAAAGGUGGAUCUCCCAAGAAACGCUGUGA
Molecule: messenger RNA, 1410 nt
Organism: Prunus armeniaca (apricot)
Lineage: Eukaryota; Viridiplantae; Streptophyta; Magnoliopsida; Rosales; Rosaceae
Source: the annotation of a GenBank genome assembly